Messenger RNA from Lates calcarifer (barramundi perch), 3714 nucleotides. Its product is annotated as homeobox protein Dlx3b. The transcript is spliced from 3 exons. Lineage: Eukaryota; Metazoa; Chordata; Actinopteri; Centropomidae. Gene Ontology annotation, biological process: regulation of transcription by RNA polymerase II; epithelial cell differentiation; embryo development. The record is from RefSeq and is a predicted model, not a curated record. Bases 1296 to 2297 code for a protein of 333 amino acids. Gene Ontology annotation, molecular function: DNA-binding transcription factor activity, RNA polymerase II-specific; RNA polymerase II cis-regulatory region sequence-specific DNA binding.
CUCAGUUGUCUGCAGUUUCAUACUCUAGACCAGUUAUUCCCAACCAGGGAUCCUUCUGUAGUUGUCAGGGUGUGUGUGCAAAGAUUGUACAGAAGCUCAACUCAUUUGAAAAAUACUUAGGUAAAAGUUUUAUUCACACAAAACAACAACAAAAGAAAAAACUGCAUAUUGAUGAAACAACUAAAGAAUGCACAUUGCAAUUGAGAGUGCAGGGAAACUAAGCAGUGAAGACUCAAAUAAUGAAAUGGAUUGCUGAAAGUGAUAAAGGAAUGGUUGAAAUGGACAGAAUAAGCCCCAAUAGUGACAUCUGGUGUCACUUGACUGACUUCAACUCCUAAACCUUUCAGUGAGAGAGAAAUUUCACCUUCUCUUUUGAGUGUACAAGUGUAUUUUUGUAUUGCAGUUACUGGGAUUUGUAGUUUGUAACAAAUGGAAACUGUACAGCAACACAUUUGUGUAAUUAGGGAUAUGUGCAUUCAGAUUUGACCUCACUCUUUAAGGUGAGGUACUUUGUGGAAGUUUUUCUCCUUGUGUAUCACUAUGGUGUGUCCCUGCAGCAUACCUCCAUGUUUUAUACACCUCAAGUUUAUUGUGGGUUUACUGUGGGCUGUUCCUCUUCCCUGAGGCAGGGGAGAAGCCCGGGGCCCAAGUCACAACACAAGUAAAGGGGGUGAAGCCUUUUUUUUUUCUUUAAAUAAGCCUUAAUUAACUGUAAAUAACUCCCAACAUGGGUCGACAGCAGCACUUGGCUCUGUAUCUGCAUUAGAAUGGAAGGCAGCACUGUAGAGCUUAUGCGUAAACAAUCCUUAUCACAACACCAUUAUGCGCGGCUUGGUUAGUAAGUCUUCACUCUGUUGAGAAUCUCGGAUGUUGUUAAGCCUUCGAGAUAGGUCCAAGUAAAUGUUAGUUAGAGGACUUUACAGGCUUGCCAACUGUUUAUGCGUCCUAGUGCAGGCCUGAGGAGAGGCUUACUGGAGGUUUCUGUGGGGAGAGAAGGGAGCCAGACAGGCGACAGUCAGCGCUGUCUUGGCCUCGGGGCAGAGGCAGGGAGCGAGCAGGCGAACCAAUGAGAAGGAGACAUCCACUCCCCUCAGUCCUGCCCGGCUUGGCUCAGCUCGACGCGCCCUGUAAUUAGGAGCUCUAGUUGGGUUGGGCGCCGCCACGGUGGACAGCCUGGCUGCUGCGUCAAGGGAGUUUGGGAACGCCAGCUCCAGACUGCGUGCGGAUUUCCGAACACUCCUGGUUUCGAGUUCAGAGCAAAAAAAAGCAAAAAGAAAACAACAACAAUCCUGAAAAUGAACGGGCAACCCUCACCUGUCUUCGAGGAGAAGAAACCUUCGCUUCCCGCGGCCGGGAGCUCCAUCUCGGCCACCAAGGAUUCCCCAACCCUGCCGGAGUCCUCAUCCACAGACAUGGGCUUCUACAGUGGCCAGAGCGCGCUCCACGGCUCGCAGGAUUUCUACCCGGCACAGCAGCCGUACUCAGCUCAGCACAUGAACCCGUACGCGUACCACCACUAUAACUUGAACGGGAUGGGUCCAGGCGGCGCGUACCCUGUUAGCAAGACAGAAUACCCAUACCCUCAUGCAACAUACAGAGAGCACGGGGCAUUCAGCAGGGAGGUGCAGUCAGCGAUGCAGGACAGUGUGAAAGAAGAACCAGACAUGGAGGUUCGGAUGGUCAACGGUAAACCCAAGAAGGUGCGUAAACCCCGGACCAUCUAUUCCAGCUACCAGCUGGCAGUCCUGCAGAGGAGAUUCCAGUCAGCCCAGUACCUGGCCCUGCCGGAGCGGGCCGAGCUAGCUGCACAGCUGGGCCUCACACAGACACAGGUCAAAAUUUGGUUCCAGAACCGUCGUUCCAAAUUUAAGAAGCUCUACAAGAACGGAGAGUUUCCACUCGGGGAAAUUCCUCUUGAGCACAGUCCAGAAGCCAGCGAUUCCAUGGCCUGCAACUCUCCUCCAUCCCCAGCUGUGUGGGAAACCAGCAGCAACAGUAACAACAACAACAACAACAGCAACAGCAACAGCAACAACAACAGCAGCAGCAGCAGCAGCAGCAACAGUAAUAGCAGCAGCAGCAUCAAGAAUAAUGCAAUGCUGGAUCCUACCAGCAGGGGGCAGGCUCCCUAUCAGCCUCCAGUUGAUUCCUCGCCCACCUACAUGGGGGAGUAUACGCACCAGAACUGGUACCAGCAGCAGGGUGCACAUUUAGGUCUGCCAUCGUCGGGCCCAACGCACCACACACCAUCAACAGCAGCCACGUCAGCCACACAGAGUAUGGGAGCCGUUUACUGAAACAUGAACAAUUUGACCCGAGCCCCGUGCUUAGACACCAGGUGGCUUUUUUGGAUAAUUUGGAGAGCUGCAGUGACCAGAAAACACCUAACAGUGAUCAUCAGACAUGAGUCAUGACUGUAAAACCUGACACACAUUGUAAAACAGGCUUUUCUGCUGUAAAUGUGGUUUGAAAAAAUGCUGGCCUCAGUUACCCUCUUCUCCUCAUCUCCAAAGUUUAUAAACUCAUAACAUAGUUGUUAUAACGGAGCUUAGGGUAAGAGAAGUGCUGAGACUCAUACUGCUAUUUUUAUUUGAAAUCACUGAUAAUAUUUUGUAUAUUUAAUAUUCUAAAUAUGACCAUAUUUAUGUCAAAAACUUGCAGUGGUUCAGUCUCCAGCUUAAAUCGUUCCUCUGGAAGUGGCCUCUAACACAGAGUUUUCACAGUAAAGGUCUUUAUAUCACUGGGGGCAUUUUAUGUGUGAUUAAUUCACACGUCAGUAUAUUUUUUCGAGCUGUUGUUUUUGUCAUACUUUCACACAAUAUAAUGGGGAAAAUAGUUUGUGGUGAAAAAGUGUUUUUUUUUUUUUUUUUUGAAAGCAUAGACCAAUCAUAUAGACUCUCAGAGGCUACUCUGGGUCAGUCGUCUCCCUAGUUGUUCCUCUGCCUCCUCAGAUGUGGUGCUAUCAUCCCCAGCAGGACCUCAAACCAACAUCCUAAAAUAUGCCUGGAACCGGCUGUGGUGGAGCUUCAGCUCCUGGAUAUUUCGCAGGCAAGUAUUCUGCAUUUUUGUGUUAUUUAAUUGUCACAACCCUGGUGUGUAAAGGCCUCCAAACUGAAUACUACUGAAAUUCCCUUAGUAAAUUAAAGCCAAUCACACCAGCACAGGAAACUUUAAGAUAUGUAGGGCUUUAAAUUAAAACAGGACUGUUUGAUGUAGUUGUGGUGUAUCACGUCACUUGAGACAAGUGACGUGAUACACACAACACGUCACUUGUGUAUCAAGUGACGUGUUGUCAAGGUGGACAACAGAGGAAGCAAACCCAGAGAGACACUCAAAUGAACCAUGAGAGUGAGUUUCUUUAAUAGUACAAUGUUCAAUAUACAUUAAUCGCUGAAUUUUAGUGAAUUUCCACCAGUAGGAACAUCAUGGACUGAACAACACAACCAAAUAUUUGUGUCCAUAUAUUUUUUGUGUAAAGUUUUUUUUUUUAUCAGACAUGUCUGUGGCAGAUAUAAGUAGAACUGCAUGUGGAUGUGAAGAGCUCAGCCUUGUGCUCUCAGUGUGUUGAGGUAAGCCCGGGCUUAAAAAUGUGCGCACAGCAGUGGGCAAGAACGUCACAAAGAACCAACAAGUUAAACCGUGGAUUUAAAGUUGAACUUUUAAUUUCAUGUCAUCUAGAUUAGGACUGAAUAGAGUAAACAUGUGGCUGCCAUA